Messenger RNA from Colletotrichum karsti, 1533 nucleotides. RefSeq lists its product as uncharacterized. Gene Ontology annotation, molecular function: aspartate kinase activity. NCBI's taxonomy places the organism in Eukaryota, Fungi, Ascomycota, Sordariomycetes, Glomerellales, Glomerellaceae. The record is from RefSeq and is a predicted model, not a curated record. The transcript has 6 exons. Bases 1 to 1533 code for a protein of 510 amino acids.
AUGAGCAGUCAAUUGAUAGGAAACACCAACAGCAAUGGCUGGGUAGUGCAGAAAUUCGGCGGCACCAGCGUCGGAAAGUUCCCAGACAAGAUUGCUACGGAUAUCGUCCGUGCGAGCCUCUCCAAGAACAAGGUCGUCGUCGUCUGCUCGGCAAGAAGCACGGGCAAGAAGGUCGAGGGCACCACCAGUCGCCUACUUGGCGUGUAUAACAAGCUCAAAGGCAUUGCGGCUGCCACGAACGCCGAGGAUGUGCAGAAUGAUCUUAUGAACGAGGCUAAGGGUCUGAUCGACGACAUCACGAAGGAUCAUGUGUCGGCAGUGAAGACCUUCAUCAAAAACCCUGAGUUGCAGGCGUCCCUGGAGCAAGAGAUUCGGGAUGAAUGUCAAGAACUAGUCGAGUACAUCGUGGCUGCGAGGCGGUUCAACCUCGAAGUCAAUGCGAGAUCCAAGGACCGCUGCAUCAGCUUUGGCGAGAAGCUCAGUUGCAGAUUCAUGUCUGCGCUGCUGAAGGACUUGGGUGUCGCCUCAGAAUAUGUGGAUCUCAGUGAUGCGUUCCACUACGAUGCCACAUCUCGUCUAGACCAAAGCUUUUACCAGGAAGCCGCCACUAUGCUGAGGAAAAAGAUCACGGCAUGCGAGGAUAGAGUCCCCGUGGUCACUGGAUUCUUCGGCAAUGUUCCCGGAAGUCUGAUCGACGGUGACAUUGGACGUGGCUACACUGAUCUCUGCGCGGCGUUGUGCGCCGUCGGUCUCGACGCUGAUGAGCUGCAGGUAUGGAAGGAGGUUGAUGGAAUCUUCACUGCGGAUCCCACGAAGGUGCCGACGGCACGGCUACUGCAUUCCAUCACUCCUUCCGAGGCGGCUGAGUUGACGUUCUACGGCUCCGAGGUCAUCCACCAUCUCACCAUGGACCAGGUCAUUCACGCCUCGCCCCCUAUUCCCAUCCGUAUCAAGAACGUCAAGAACCCGAGAGGAGUCGGCACCAUCGUCGUCCCCGACCCAGUCCUCACUGCCGGUCAUCAGAUUCAGCGCUCAGUACCCUCGGAUCCUAACCUGCGCCAAAAGCCAAAGAGGCCAACCGCCGUUACCAUCAAGGAUAAGAUCUCCGUUAUCAACGUUCACUCCAACAAGCGUUCCAUAUCUCAUGGGUUCUUUGCCAGAGUGUUCUCCAUCCUUGACAAGAACCAGAUCUCGGUCGAUCUCAUUUCCACCAGUGAGGUCCACGUUUCUAUGGCCAUCCACGCCGGCAACUCGGAGGGCGGCAGCUUCGACAGGGCACGAAAGGAACUGGAAGACUGCGGCGACGUCAGUGUUCUCCACAAUAUGGCCAUUCUGAGCCUUGUCGGCGCCGAAAUGAAGAACAUGAUUGGUAUCGCCGGACGUAUGUUCUCCACUCUGGGAGAGCAUAACGUCAACUUGGAGAUGAUCUCUCAGGGUGCUAGCGAGAUAAACAUCUCUUGCGUCAUUGAAGCCCGGGACGCCACCCGCGCCAUGAACAUCCUGCACACAAAUCUGUUUACUUUCCUCGACUAG